Molecule: messenger RNA, 691 nt
Organism: Pseudogymnoascus destructans
Lineage: Eukaryota; Fungi; Ascomycota; Leotiomycetes; Thelebolales; Thelebolaceae
Exons: 1
Coding region: 1-465 (154 amino acids)
Source: RefSeq, a predicted model, not a curated record
AUGGGGUUGUUUGCUGAGGUUUUGAGGGGGGUUAGGCCGUUAGGAGGGGGCCCGCGGGGGGAGGAGAGUGAGAGUGAGAGUGAGAGUGAGAGUGAGAGUGAGAGUGAGAGUGAGAGUGAGAGUGAGAGUGAGAGUGAGAGUGAGAGUGAGAGUGAGAGUGAGAUGGAGGAGGAGGAUGAGAAUGAUGACGAGGAGGAGGGGGUUGAGGAGGAGCUGGGGAGGAGGGAGGGGUCGGUGAGGAGAGAACCGGUUGCGAGAUUUGAUGGUGGUGAUGAUAGGAUGGCGUAUGGAGGGUUGGGAAUACAGAUAUCGCGGGUGAGUACGCCGCGCGGACGGAGAUCGCCAAACGCUUCACUAUCCCCGAGCGAGAGCUGGGUGUCCCUGUCUAACGGCAGCUUCAUGUCUGGCGGCUCAGUAGUACGGCAUCCUGAGGUAGGAAGUGGCGUCGGCAGCGAAGAUAUUUGAUGAUACGACCGAACCGAAACCGGGGAGAAGACCAACCACUGGCGCGGAAUAAACGGAGAGAGCUUGGAUACCCUUUACUUACCUAUAAUUGUGUUCUGGUUAUGAGAAUGGGAUGGGUUACUGGCGUUGCACGAAAUAAUCAUGAGCGGGAGCAACAAGAGGCUCCGCGGAUGGGUGGGACUAGAUAUACCCCAUAGAUGAUCAAUAAUUAAUUGUACAAUCACAC